Molecule: messenger RNA, 222 nt
Organism: Cylicocyclus nassatus
Lineage: Eukaryota; Metazoa; Nematoda; Chromadorea; Rhabditida; Strongylidae
Source: the annotation of a GenBank genome assembly
AUGUGCACGGAAUUUACACCAGAAAAUAUUAUUGAGUGUUUUGUCUAUAAUAUUAAGGCAAUACUUCGUAAGAUUUUGCAAUGGGGCACGGUCGUCACAAGAUUCAAUAAAUUGACUCGGUCCAAUGGUGCAAGAAAAAUAUCUGGGCGUCGUGUCGCAAGGAUAAAUCACGAAGGACUCGAUGGAUCAUCAGAGAAUGCUCUUACAGAAAAUUGGGGCUGA